AUGAUCGAACAGCGUAAUGAGGAGCGCCUGGAGAUGAUUGAAGAGAAGAUGGACAAGAUGACGGAGGCACGGAGUCUGAACGGCCAGGGCAGUGAGUCUGUGGGCCCUGUCAGCCCUGUGCGUCCUGGCUUCCGUUCCGAGACGCAGUCUUUGUUCCAAGGCUGUGCGAGGCGAGAGGUCGCUAGACAGGUCGCAAAGGAGCGCAAGCACAGUGCCCGCACCCGUGCAAUCGCCAGAGCGGUCCAGCAGACUUGUGGUCCCGACUACUUGGUGCUCAUAAAGUAUCCGGCCGAUGCAACACGGGUCGAGCGCACCUGUUGCUUGCGCAGCAGCACAGCCUGCGCCGGCUGCGCCAAGUCUGCGGACGAGCGCACUUGCGAAGAGUGUGCCGGGGGAUUCAUCAAGCGUGGGUCCACCUGCGUGUCCUGCGCCGACUCGGCCGGCUGGGCUAGCUUGGAUGGAAGUACUUGUGCGCAACUUCAAGGAAGUGGCUGCAACGCGCAGAAGGUCCGUGGCCAGAGCAGCAACGAAGCUUGUUGUCAUUGCGGUGGCGGGCACCUAACACCGACACCCUUUUCGUACGACGUCAAGCAAUGGGUGUUGGGGAGUGAUGUGCGCCUGGCCCCAUUGCCGCGGACCGCGGACCGCUACUCGCUGGAUGAGGGCUGCGAGCUUGCGGCUCACAACCUGACCCUGGACGCCAGCACAGGCAUCGUCUCCGUGGCCGCAGAUCGCCUUCCGCCGGCCGAGGUCUUCGACCUCGAGUGCACCGUGACGGCCCACCAGAGCGGAGCCGAAGCCUACAGCACCGUGCUGCGCAUCUCCAUGACCGACUUCACCUACGGCGCUCCCCUGCUCUGGUUUCCCAGUGAGGUGUCCGAGUCUUACGCACCCAUUCCUCCGAUCACCACCACCACGACCACCACCACCACCACCGCCACCACCACCACCGCCACCACCACCACCACCAAGGCCCCGAAGCCAUUCAUCUUGACGACUUCCCAAGUGCAAGUCCAGAACGGGGCCGGACACACGUACCAGCUGGAGGAUCAGGUGGUCACCGUAACCUUCAAGCAUGACGUGGUUCUGGGUCCGAGCACUUCGUCCAGGGUCAGAGCCAGGAUGCCACAAGAUGUCGAGUUGGAACCGCACAUGGCAAGGACCGACUUCUACACUUACGACGGCGCGGCCCAAUACAAACCAGGUUUCAUUUGUAGGUGGGACAGUGGCAACAACAACGUCAUCUGGUUCAAGUGGGACCAGUUCGGCAGCAAUGUGUGGAUCCAUACGUCCGUCACGGUGACCAUCCCUGCUGGCACAACCUGCCAAUACCCGGCUGGCUCCAACGCCCAGGUCGUCUUACAACAAAGGCAGCCCGACGAGGUGGGCCGCUAG
Symbiodinium sp. CCMP2592 is the source of this 1395-nucleotide messenger RNA. Lineage: Eukaryota; Dinophyceae; Suessiales; Symbiodiniaceae. The record is from the annotation of a GenBank genome assembly.